This is a messenger RNA of Salvia splendens (bonfire salvia), 1141 nucleotides long. Its product is annotated as transcription factor bHLH68. The coding region runs from base 255 to 914 and encodes 219 amino acids. Gene Ontology annotation, cellular component: nucleus. Gene Ontology annotation, biological process: regulation of transcription by RNA polymerase II. Gene Ontology annotation, molecular function: protein dimerization activity; DNA-binding transcription factor activity, RNA polymerase II-specific; RNA polymerase II cis-regulatory region sequence-specific DNA binding. The record is from RefSeq and is a predicted model, not a curated record. The transcript is spliced from 7 exons. NCBI's taxonomy places the organism in Eukaryota, Viridiplantae, Streptophyta, Magnoliopsida, Lamiales, Lamiaceae.
UUAUUAUUUUAUACUAUUCCAUCUUAAUAUUCUCAUUCUAUAUAGUUUUAGUUGUAACAACUUUUGCAUUAGGAGAUCAAGAGAGUAGAAGUGUGUACGAGGCCAUUCUCAAGAGCUUGAAAGAAGAAAGAAAGAGGGCUUAAAGCGAAAGUGAAAAGACAAAAUAAAAGGUCUCUCUCGAGUGAGUAAAAUAGAGAGUAGAAAGCAAAUUAAGCCAUUUGAAUACUUUUGAUUUUAUCUUUAGUGAAAUAGAGAUGAAUGAAGGGAUUCUUCCGCUGCAGCAAAUGGUGGCCGCCGGUGCCAACAACUGGUUUACCACUAACGGCCACCCUUUGCUGCAAAAUCAUACCUCUCAGCCUCACCAAUCACCCGCGCCACCACCUCCCUCGUGCCCCGCCUCUCAGGAGUUUCCACACUCAUGGAGCCAACUAGUCUUAGGAUUUGCUGGAGAAGAUGAUAAGACUAUGGAGCAACCGAAGACCUACGUCGGAAAUCUUGAAUUCCGGCCUCCCAAAUCAUCCGAGAUUUUGAUGAAGUGCAAGAGUGGAGCUGCCAAGAAAUCGAAGAUGAAUCCAACGACUUUAGCCCAAUCUGGCAUCAAGGCGAGAAAGGAAAAACUGGGAGACAGGAUUACAGCCCUUCACCAGCUCGUCUCCCCUUUCGGCAAGACUGACACAGCAUCAGUGUUGUUGGAAGCAAUGGGAUACAUUAGAUUCCUUCAACGUCAAAUUCAGGCCCUUAGCCUACCGUACUUGGCCACUGGAUCAGGAAACAUCACCCAACCACAACCACAACCACAUAAAUGUGAAGAAGAUGGGAAGAUGGAUUUAGAGAGUAGGGGGCUGUGCUUGGUUCCAUUAUCAUGCACACUAGAUUUUGGGAGUGAGAAUGGAUCUGAUUAUUGGGCUACAUGAAUGAACUUGGGUAAAAUUAUUGAUGUGAGAUCAUAAGCAGUGAGUUCUUAAAUUUCAUGAGAUUCACUGGGCAUGAUGAUGAUAUGCAUUUUUUUAGUUUAGAUUAGGUGGGACAGAAAUGUUGCACGUGCUUGCAACCAAAAUUUAGAAUAACUUUAUGUAUAAUUGUGUUUUCUGUGAACACAUGGUCCACCAAACUAUAUAAAUAAGAAAACGCUCUUGGAAUA